UGCUGACGAGGCCUCCCCUUUCCGUGCCUGGAAUAUUCUGGGUCCCAGGAGGGUUUUUUUGUCAUCACCAUGAUCAGAUUCUUCAGGAGACUCUAGCCCUGCAGACCCCCACCAAGGAGGGAAGAGGCUGGGCUUGGAACCCUGUAUAUCCCAAAUUCAAAGUCGGACAUAGUGAAGGACCCAAGAACCAUGUAGUAUACCUCUUUCCGCCACAGGGGGGAGGGAAAACUUUGUAGUUCUUUUUUUGUACAGUUUUUUUUUUUUUUUGGCUGGGAGUUGGUCUACAAGGUGAGCCAGAAAUGGUCUUGCACACCUCUCCCUACCCUAGUGCCUUCCUCAGCUUUCUGAGCCGUCUGUCUUGGGCCUUUGUUUUCCCUUGCUACUGGCUGUUGGACCGGUUGUUGGCCUCCUGUGUAGCAACAUCACUAGAGAAGCGUAGACGCUCCCAAGAUCCCUGUUCUUUUUUGGCACUCGGGGUCCUGAUCUCUACACCGCUCUACUUGAUGCUGUUACUGGCAUCCUUACCCUUAGCUUUCAUUGGCUUCCUCUUGUGGGCCCCACUGCAGACCAUCAGGAACCCCUACAUCUACUCUCACCAGAAACCAGACAAGCAUGGCGCCGAGCAGGGAACAUCGGCUGGAACUGGGGCGGCACUUGCUGAGUGGCGUCUACAAGGUCGCAGCUUUUGCUUUGGCAGUGCCAAUGUUUGCCUGCUGCCGGACUCACUCGCACGCUUCAACAACCUUGCGGACACUCAACACCGAGCUCGUGAAGUGGGCAAGCGGAUCCGUAAUGGUGCCAGCAGACCCCAGAUCAAGAUAUACAUCGACUCGCCCACCAAUACUUCAAUUAGUGCGGCAUCCUUCUGCAGUUUGGCCACCCAGGGCUUCCGCCGCACCUCAUCUUUGGACCAUCGUCCCGAGCCUGUAGUCACCACUGAGCCUGAGACUGAGGCCUUAACUGAGUGUCCCGUUCACCCCUCAGGAGGUACAAGCUCGGAUUGCCCUGUCCACAGCACUGGAGCCCAAAAUUCCUCGGAGUGCCCCCUCCACCCCAAUGGAGAAGAGCAUGCUCCUGAUUGUGCCGUCCACCAGUUUGCAGACCCACACUCCUCUGGUGAGUGUCCAGUACAUAGCAACAUCAUCCAGAACUCAGAAGACUGUCCUCUCCAUCCGGCUGGAGUGCAAAUCAGCAUCACCUCUCCUGAUUCUGAGCCGACUGAGGCUGAAAAAGAAAACCACCAGACUGGGGAUGGGGAUACGGGUAGCCUAGAAAGCCGUACGGCCUCACGGGAAUCCCUGGUUCGCUUCCACGCAGCCGAUGGAGGCAUCUCCCCCAACAAUACCCUUUCACAACACCGCACCUCAGUCUUUAAAAGGCCGAUUGGGCGCAAACGCCGUCACGGAGACGACGGCUUUGACCAUGAGAUCUCUGCCUUCUUCCCAGCCAACCUGGACUUCCUUUGUCUGCAGGAAGUCUUCGAAAGGCGAGCUGCAGACAGGCUCAGGAGGCAGCUGCACCGCUAUUUUCCAUUUGUGCUGAGCGACGUGGGACGCUAUGGCUGGAAAGGCUGUUGCUCCCGCUUCAAGUUCUUGAACAGCGGGCUUCUGUUGGCCAGUCGCUACCCUAUUCUGGAUGCCCAUUAUGAGUGCUUCCCUAAUGGGCGCAGCGAGGAUGCUCUGGCUGCUAAAGGAGUUCUUUUUGCCAAGGUGCAGGUGGGAAGCUCAGCUCAGGAUCAGCGGGUUGUUGGAUAUAUCGCUUGCACUCAUCUGCAUGCUAUUGAAGGUGAUUCAUCGGUGCGCUGCGAGCAGUUGGAUAUGCUGCUGGAGUGGGGAGCAGAGUUUAAGAGGCCCACCUCGGGUCCCACGGACGAGGAGAAGGUUCUGGAAGAUCAGGUGGCCUUCGAUGUCAUCCUCGGAGACCUCAACUUUGACAACUGCUCCUCAGGUAACAGCAUUUUCUCCUUACAUUCUCCUUACAAAAUUGAUUAUACUUUUAUUCAUAUAAACUUUAUGUGUGUGUUUGCAUGUGCAUAUUAUACAGGUACACUGCUGGACACGAGUGGUCUGUAUGAUGAGGAAGUCAGCUCACCAGAGAGCCUACAAAAAGUUAUGGAGAAUGAAGAGGGGAGAAAAGAGUACCUGGUGUUCCCUGCUAGCAAGAACCAUUGUCCCAGCCAGAAGGGGCGCAAAAUCCCCCUGAAAGGCAAUGGCAGGAGAAUCGAUUACAUCCUUUAUAAAGAGGAAGGCCUGCAGCAAGACUGGAAAGUGGAUAUAGAGGAGUUCAGCUUCAUCACUCAACUUGCUGGAUUGACUGACCACCUCUCAGUGGCUGCAAGAUUGGUUGUGUCAACUGGAGAAGAGGAGACUUAGGACCCGGCCAUAAUUCAAAAAAUCAAUGCCACGGAGAGAGAGGGGAGAGGCAAAGAGAGGGCGAGAGAAGUGACUGAAAGGAAAAACAGCAGGAGGAGGCAUUCGUCAAGCUUCCCGACAGAUGAGGGCAGGGUGAUUGAGAGGGUUGGUAAGUCAUAAAAAACAAUGGAUGACAG
Sinocyclocheilus rhinocerous is the source of this 2548-nucleotide messenger RNA. Its product is annotated as sphingomyelin phosphodiesterase 3-like. Gene Ontology annotation, molecular function: sphingomyelin phosphodiesterase activity. Gene Ontology annotation, biological process: sphingomyelin metabolic process. Gene Ontology annotation, cellular component: extracellular region; cytoplasm. The coding region runs from base 300 to 2372 and encodes 690 amino acids. Lineage: Eukaryota; Metazoa; Chordata; Actinopteri; Cypriniformes; Cyprinidae. The transcript is spliced from 6 exons. The record is from RefSeq and is a predicted model, not a curated record.